AAUUCUCUAAAGUUCCCAUGUCUGCUCCAACUAGGCAGCUCGGAAAGCUAUCAAUUGGAGGCAUGCCGACCACUCGAGCACAGACCCAACGAGGAGCCAGCGUUCCUUAUGAAACUGAGCCUCGUUCUGAUAGUGAAUCUGAGGAAGAAACCUCGAGCAGCGAUGAAGAAGUUCCUUCUCAACCGAUUGCGAGAGUGGUUCGCGGAUCCACGAACAUCCCUUACGAUUUGGGAGGGCUCUCUCCAGCGGCGAGAGGGCGAGUUAUGCAUGGCUUAAAGGGUGAAUUCGUUGUCGAUAGAUGCUGUGCUACACGGAGAGGCUUUGAUUUCGAUGUGGCAGACCAUGGUCGCGUUGGACUCAAUGACGGCUCUCUGGUAUGCUCAUGUCGUGACUUUGGGCAAACGAACCUUGCAUGUCGCCAUAUUUAUUGGCUUGUAGAUCAACUGCACCGAGGAUUUUAUCCUGGGCUUCCUCCGCAAGCCGUGCGAAUGUCGGAGACAGGAGAAACGCAGUUCUUCUCGCGUAUAGCCGAGAUGCUGGGGGAUAAGAUAGAAGAAAUUGCCAAGAAGCGUAGCUGGCCAUACUUCCCUGGAGUGACCUCUCCUGCGGAUUCGAGCAACGGUGGGCCAGAAUCGAUGAGUCGCCCUCAGAAAGCCCGCGACAUCCUCUCCGCGUUCAGCAAGUCAGCCAUGCCUGACGAGUUUCGGCCGGAUCUCGUUGAGACUAUUAAUCAACCUCGGACCCCAGAACAGUGUGUGGUGCAAGGGGAUUUUGAAGCUACUAUGUUUCGUCUCGCUGUUCAUGACGAGAAUGUUUAUUCUGGCCUUCGCAAGGUCAUGCCCUCAGGAGCGCGAGCAGAUAUCUUCUUCGACAAAAUCCAAGCUAGAAUUCGAAUUUUGUUUGCUGAAUUUGACCUAUAUCGGGAGACUGGCGCCGUGCGCCGGGAUGGUACUGCAUUGGAGAUCCCAGUGGUCGUUGAGGAGCUGAAAGGGAGACUUGAUCAGAUUCAACGCAAUAUCCUCGCUCGCUCUCCACACGGUUCAAUUGGUGCCGCUGAAGCGCUGAUCCACUUGCUGCGCGAAGUUUCCACUCGAAACUACGAUGCUUUUGAAGACGCCGACUGGGACCGCCCAGUUCCUGCUGGAGAACAAGAGGAAGAGCGGAAUCUAUACCUACAACUUAUCGACCAGUCCGGCCACACGGACUCAUUCUUCGUCCUCGACUGCCUUGAAAUUCUGCCCGAUUUAGUUGUGCGCCAAUGGACCCCACAGCUGGCAGCUAUUUUCAACGCAAUUCAUGCGAACGGUGCCUCGCUUUCAUACUUGCGCAAAUUGCAGGCAUUGAAAGCUGGGGUAUCUGGUCACAAGAGGCCUGCUGCGGGCUUGCCCGGAACCGACAGGAAGAGAACAAAAUAAAUUCAGUCCAUUUGAAUACGUUCUAAGGGAAUAAACAAUUUCAUGUUGACCGCAAGAGUGCGCGAAAGAAUAUAGAUGAAAAAUAAAAGUAUACUACGGACGUGUCGCUGCUCGAUGGAAACGACUAUUUUGCCUGUCCUACCUUCGUCAACGUCCACGAUAUUCGGUUGAUCAAUGCAAACAAAAAAGAACAAGAUAAAAGAUAUGACAAGCGAGGAUGAGAUGAAGUUCAAGGAAGCAGAGAAUCAGGCCUUUAAGCUGGCUUUAAGGUCUGUAUGAUGAUGUGUUUCCAGGUAUUUUCAUCAUAAUCAACCGCGCGGCAGGAGUUUGAUUUGUUUUCUAGACAUUUUCCUUUCGGUUUCAUGUGUCUUAAUUCCGAUGCAACCAAGCUGGCCUUGUGGUUUAUGGAGUAAGCUACGCUUACUGUUUUCUAUAUUUGGAUAAUCGUUAAUAUAAUAUGGAAUCAUAUCCAGGAUUAUAGUUUCA
Molecule: messenger RNA, 1901 nt
Organism: Coccidioides immitis RS
Lineage: Eukaryota; Fungi; Ascomycota; Eurotiomycetes; Onygenales; Onygenaceae
Exons: 2
Coding region: 18-1415 (465 amino acids)
Molecular function (GO): zinc ion binding
Source: RefSeq, a predicted model, not a curated record